This is a messenger RNA of Cynoglossus semilaevis (tongue sole), 541 nucleotides long. RefSeq names its product PHD finger protein 5A (gene phf5a). Gene Ontology annotation, biological process: mRNA splicing, via spliceosome. The transcript has 4 exons. The record is from RefSeq and is a predicted model, not a curated record. Bases 103 to 435 code for a protein of 110 amino acids. Lineage: Eukaryota; Metazoa; Chordata; Actinopteri; Pleuronectiformes; Cynoglossidae.
GUAGCCGCUAGGUGGCGGUAAUUCAAUUCUUCGAAGAGAGAGUUUAGGUCAAAGUUAAAAGUUCAACGUAAUCGGCAGCGCUUUCUUGACGUUACGCUAACAAUGGCUAAACAUCAUCCAGAUUUAAUCUUUUGCAGAAAACAGGCUGGUGUUGCUAUUGGGAGACUAUGCGAGAAAUGUGAUGGAAAGUGCGUCAUCUGUGAUUCCUAUGUGAGACCGUGCACUCUGGUGCGCAUCUGUGACGAGUGUAAUUACGGUUCCUACCAGGGUCGGUGUGUGAUCUGUGGUGGCCCAGGUGUUUCUGAUGCUUACUAUUGUAAAGAGUGUACCAUACAGGAGAAAGACAGAGAUGGAUGUCCAAAGAUUGUAAACUUAGGCAGCUCCAAGACUGAUCUGUUUUAUGAAAGGAAGAAAUAUGGCUUCAAGAAGAGGUGAAGGCAUCACAGCUUAGUCUCAGGUUUUAGUUUUUACACAUGUGCAGACUUUCUGUAAAACCUCAAAAGUUUUUGCUCGUCAAUAAAAUUGUUUUUUAUUUCUUUUA